This is a messenger RNA of Gavialis gangeticus (Gharial), 6392 nucleotides long. It is a transcript of the gene LRTM2, whose product is annotated as leucine rich repeats and transmembrane domains 2. Bases 1645 to 2757 code for a protein of 370 amino acids. Gene Ontology annotation, cellular component: membrane. The record is from RefSeq and is a predicted model, not a curated record. Gene Ontology annotation, molecular function: protein binding. NCBI's taxonomy places the organism in Eukaryota, Metazoa, Chordata, Crocodylia, Gavialidae. The transcript has 5 exons. Gene Ontology annotation, biological process: axonogenesis; positive regulation of synapse assembly; regulation of presynapse assembly.
UAGCAAGUACUAAAUAAAUGAGUAGUAAUGACUAUGCCGUUGCAUCUCAUGUAGAUGUGCCCAGUAGGUGGGAUUCUGGUCUUGGUCACAUCACCAUCACUGGAGAGUAACUCCAUGGACUUUUCUUGGUAUUACUCUGGCCAUUACAGUGGCAAACAUUAGAGCAGGCUUUGGCUGAGGCUGUACUCCCUAACCAAGCUUGCCCAGCUGUGAUGUCUGGGCUGGAGCUCUGUGCCACAGAAGCUCAUUUCUAAUCCACUCAUCUCUCCACAUCCCCAUUCUGCAAGUUUCUCCAAAUGUUUUCUGCAUAGGCUUUGGGAAGCUAAUGCCAGGACAGGCAUAUUUCUCUGCUAUUAAGCACUGGAGCGUUACAAUAGCCCAGUCUGCCCUGCUGUUCUCAGGCUGCUCAAGGCGACUGCUGUGACAGACCACUCUUUAUCCAGCUCUUUGUAAGUGUCUGCUGGAUAAUAGUCGCUUUAAUAUGUAACAUGUGCUGUCUCCUGCCCCCGCCUUGCCCUCAGGGCUCCCCAUGAGGAGGGCUUUUUUGUUCCCAGACCCCAGGGCUUCUCCAAGCUGUCCCCCACCACUACGCCAUGCUGUCCUAAUCUCCAUAUAGAAACCAGCUGACACACUUGCCCGCCCCCCCUUCUCUCCUCGCCUUUCUCUGUGAGUUCAUUGUGAUCAGCCUGCAUUUCUUCCCUACCACUCCAUCACCAGGGGGAAAGGGGAGGCUGCAAUCCAGCUCACAGGUGCCUCCCAACAACCUGCUCCUAAUGAUUCCCACAGCUCUGCCUCCAUGGGGAUGAAGAGAGCUGGCCCCUCACCCCACCCGCAAUCCCCUGUUCUCUGUUUGCAGGAAGGGGAGAAGGGAGGAGACAUGGGGGAGACAGAGAGAGGAGAAAGAAAGAAAGAGAGAGAAGCAGUUUCUCAGAGAUGAGUUGAGAGAAAUUAAAAUCUUCCAAGCUCCUUCCUCUGCAAAUUUGGGCAUUUCAGAGUGGAGUCUACCUGCAUGCCUGGACAAUUCCUUCACACUGUAUGUGCGCGUGCUUAUAUGUGCUUGCGUGUGUGUGUGUGUGCUGCUGUCAUCACAGAUGUACCCCCAGCUGUCACUCCAUGGUACUCCGUCUCUCCCUCUCCCUCCCCUUUCUGUCUGUCUCGCUCUCUCUUUCCCUCCCUCUUCCUAUUUAUUAUUUUCAGAGGAUUACAAUCUCGUUCACAUCCUGCCACCUAACCUUUCUUCUUCUCUGCACUUUGGGCAGUGCUAGCACCUGGAUACAUCGCAAAGGACAGGGGCUGAUGCCAACUAGAGAUUGUCAAGCACUCUCCAGGCGGCUGGCAGCUUCCACUGGAUUUGCUUUGAGAUUUGUAAGGGGGUUUGUGAGAGGAGCAGGAGAGCUCUGAGGAGGGUCCGUCCCAGGCAGAGAACAUUAAAUAGGACACAGAGAAAGCCUGUUGGCUGGGAGAGAAAGUCAAGGAGGGAGAGAGAAGAGACUGUAAUUGGGCAGUGCCCAGGGAGUCGGGUGGAAGCACCUACAGGCAGAGCCCCUCCAGGGUCUGCCAGGCUGAGACUGUUCUUCUGACCUGUGAAGACCUGUGCCAGGCUGCCUGGUGGAUGUGAAGACACGCUAGAGAACACUGACCAUAAUGCUGUUUAUGAGUGCUGGCCACUGGUGGAGAAACAGGUUUUCCAUGCCAUGGCAAGAGGCCUGUUUACUUGGCUGUUGGUUCUCUUUGUGUGCUGCUGAGUCCUUUUUUGCUUGCCCUUCCUCUUGCAAGUGUAACAACAGCAGUCUGGAGGUGGACUGUAGUGGCCUGGGCCUCUCAUCCAUCCCCUCAGACAUUCCUACAAACACCAGGACCUUCCUCUUUCUCAACAACAAACUAAGCACACUGCCAGGACCUGUUUUUUCCAACCUCUCUGCCCUACAGAGGCUGGAUCUUUCCAACAACUUCUUGGACCAGCUUCCUCAGACGAUCUUCAAUGACCUAGGGAACCUCACAGAACUUCAGCUGAGAAACAACAGCAUCAGGACCCUGGACAAGGAUCUUCUGCAGCACACAGCCCUACUACGCCAGCUGGACCUAUCCAUCAACGGCCUUGCUCAGAUACCUUCAGGCAUCUUUGACGACCUCCCCGCUCUCCGCUCACUCUCCCUCAGGUCUAACCGUCUACAAAGCCUGGACAGAGUGACCUUUGAACCAUUAGUCAGUCUUCAGCAGCUCCAAGUUGGGGAUAAUCCUUGGGAAUGUGACUGCAACCUGAGAGACUUCAAGCACUGGAUGGAAUGGUUCUCUUAUCGAGGAGGGAAGAUAGACCAGCUGGCAUGUACCCUGCCUAAGGAGCUACGGGGGAAGGACAUGCGAAUGGUCCCCAUGGAGAUGUUCAACUAUUGUUCUCAGCUGGAAGAUGAGAACAGCUCAAUUGUGCUGGACAAUCCUGGCCCACCGUGCACUAAAGGAAGCCCAACUCCUUCAAAAACCAAAUCAGGUCCAGAACCAGAAGUGGAACCCAGUGUUGUAUGUCCCCAGAAACAGAGAUACCGGCCUGUUAGUGUACGCCGGGCCAUUGGCACCGUGAUCAUAGCUGGGGUUGUGUGUGGCAUUGUGUGUAUCAUGAUGGUAGUGGCAGCAGCCUAUGGCUGCAUUUAUGCUUCCCUCAUGGCCAAGUAUCACCGAGAGCUGAAGAAGAGGCAGCCGCUAAUGGGCGACACAGAGGGUGAACAUGAAGAGCAAAAGCAAAUCUCCUCAGUGGCAUGAAACUCUUCUUGGAUACCAGGGACAGGAGUGAGCAGGGCACCUGAGUGCAGUGAGGCCUGGAUCCUCUGACAUUAUGCCAUCCCAGACAGACUGUGCUGUCACUUCACUCAUCCAGCUAGUGCAACAUGUCUCUGGGGUUAGGACACCUGGCUCUAAUUUCCAUUUCUCUGCAUCAGGCCUCUUUGUAUCCUUCUACCUUCCUGCUCUCCCAAGUGAAACUGUGAUCAGACCUCAAGUUCUUGCCAUGCUUUCUGCUUGCAUGGAGUACCCCUUGGACAGCCGCUACAUGGACAACCAGCACCUUCCAAGAGCCCGUCAUCCUGACUUCAUCACCUCUGCUUCACUCUCUACUCCCUCCAAAAUUCCACAUGGCUCUGCAGCACCCUCCCUCUGCAGGCAAGACAAGCAGGCAGCUGUGGGGUACAAAUUCCAGAUAUGAUGAGCAAGAUGCCAGGGCAAGUGCAUACGUCUCACAGUGCAUGCUGUCACAUCAUGGUAAUAUACUCCCCACCACCUACACAUUUAAGAAGAACCUGAUGAAGAGUCCACUGAGAGAGAAACAGGGUCAGAAGGAGAUUCCCCUUACCAUGUCCACUGCUGGAAAGAGGCAUAUACAGCCCCCUAACUCAAGAUCUGUGAGUACAGGCUCCAUCCAUUCCCUGCCAGCAAACACUGAGCCCACACACUGCCAGUCAUGCACCUGUGCCUACAGACAUCACUGCAUGUACACUGACUGCCCACAUUUACUUGCUUGCACAUAUACACAAUAAUAAUGCAUAGAUUACUUAACAGUGCCUAGGAGUGUUCCUGGCACCUCUGAAUCCAGACAAAAGACAUGUUCCCCACCCCAAGGGGCUCACAGAGAGAUUUCAGACAUGGCACAGAUGGCAGGGAGGGGAAGGGCAGAGUCAGCGCCAGGCAACUUGCAGCAUUGCUUAGUGAAGACUCAUGCACAGUAUGAUAAAGACAAAACACAUUUUUGUAUCCAUGUUAUGUUUUUGUAAGGUAACUAGAGAUGACUUGGUCCACCAGUAUCUAGUAGAUGUGGCAGAGGAAGUGGGCCAUCAGGAAGGAUUUAAAUAAGGACCUGACUGACCAACUCAGGAUGCAUAUUCCAUGUGUUGGGACAAUGCAGAGAAGAGCAGGGAGGGAGGAUGCACACAACAGCUGCCUUGCCUAACCAAAGGAAGUGGCGUGGGGAAGGGGCGCUGUGAUUAAUACAGAGAGGCUGAGAUAUGGAGGGCCAUGAGAGGAGGACAGGAAACUAGUACCUCAUGUGCUAGACAAGGGGAAGCCAGGCAGAGGUUCGAGGAGGUGGGUGAUGGGGUCAGCAUGCCCCAUUGACACAGAUGUGUUCACUGCCACAGCUGCACACAGGCACUUAUACAACCUGUACAAAUACAAGACUCUCCACACACAUGUGCACAAAUGUACUGAUGAACAUAUAAGCAAGCACAUGCAUGUACUCACAGGCACAAGCAUGCACAGUCUCUGUCACUUAGGAAAACUCUUCCCAAGCCAGAUUUUAGAACCCACAGAGUCUCAUUUUUGCUUCAGCUCUUUUCAAACUGAUUUAAAAAAAGCAAAAAGAAACCAAACAUAAGGACUCAUUUUAUAUCAUUGGAAGUGGGAUAAAAUGCUGUCUCCAGGGGAGAGUGUGGAUUGCCAUGGUAACCUGCUCUAACCCGUCACAGUGGGUAUUCCUUGGAUAGGAAGAUGACACCAGAGGUCAUGCAGCUGCAAUGUUUGUGGAUGGUGUGAUCCUUCCAGUCAUGACAUGCUCUGGCAGCUAGCCCAGACUUGCAGGGUAUUUCUCCAGUAAACCAGACACAGAGGCCAGCAAUCACCGCACCUGGGCAUAGUCAGGUCACAGCCCUUCCUUCCUUCUCCUAUUGUUUCCUGAUGCCAUCCAGUGGUUUGCUAUCUGUCCCUGGACCUGCUCUUGGAUUCCAGUGGAAAUAACAUAUUCUAUGUCAAUUCCUUGUGGUCCCUACCAUGCUGUCAAGCAAGAGCACUACCAAGUAUUUAUAUACAGUUUGGAGUGACUGAAUUCAUUCUACCCAGCCUAGAUCCACCAGAUCCAAAGACCUGGAACAACCCCAGACAAGUUCAAUUUGAUUUCAUUUUCCUGAGGGGAUGAAGGAACAGAGGCAAAUAUUCCCCAUGAAGCAGAAAGGAGGUUACCAUGGAGUAGGAAGGAGAGAGGCAGAUUAAAGGUACACUUCCCCAUCCCUUUCCAUGUGCUGUGUAUGGAAGGGUAAGUGGAAACACUACGGAGGAAAUGUGGACUUAUUCUCCUCUAUGCAUUGUGUAACCCUGCCAUCACCCCACCCAACCCUCUGCUUCAGCUGUAGCCCACUCUGAGGGGCAGAACUGGUGUGCUACGGUCUUCUCUUGCCAGGAAAAGUGUUACUGCACCUCCAGAUCCUCAGUAAGUCAGGACUAGAUUCUGCCCAAUGGACCCAACUUCCUGAGGGAACUUACCAUGUAACGCACUGGACUCCACACUCAUACUUGAAAUGGAACUUGAGUCAGAGCUGUAUAUUUAUAGAUCUAUAUUUUACUUGUAACAAAUAAUGAUCAAGCAAUUGCACAAAGCAAAUGGGGUAUGUGUGAGUGCAUGAGUGUGUGUGAAUAAAAGGUGGGGUGAGGAGGUUUGGUUAGGAAAAGGGAAAAAUCCCCCCUCACUCUCUCCUGCCCUGGACAAUUUUUUCUUUUUUGCUAGUAAGUUUUCCAUUUCUUAUGCUGUGGGUUUGAUUGUGACCUUAAACCUCACCUCCUCUUAUUUCUCACUGGCAUGGCAAAGGACUUGGUGAACACUAGACUGGGACUUCCAGGAUUAGAAACCACCCAGAAACAGGAGAGGCAGGGAAAGGCAGGGGAGAAAAUGAGAAGCAUUUGAGAAAAGUAAGGGCUGGACACUGCUGGGUCCCAAAGAAAUGUAAAUACAUAGAAAGACAAUGGGUGACUGAAAACAAGGACUGGGGCUGUGAGCCCUUCUGGGCAACAGGCCCUUAUACCCCAGCUAGGGAACAGGUACUUCUAUAGUGACUUGUCACACUGGGAACAUUGGCUUUGCUGGGAUGCAGGUUUCUCCACAGCCAUGAGAAACUUCUGGGAAACAUGGUCCUCCAACAUAGCCAGAAAUUAAGCUCAUCUCAUAGUGGGAAGGAUGUCUAGCCUACUGCAUAGCACAGGGCUGUUUGGGUGCUCAGUAAAUGGGCUGCUCUCAUGUAUUUGGGCAGUGGGCUCCACUCCUCUGCAAGCAGGCACAGAAUGGCUUCUCUUGGAGAACCUUGCCAGCUUUGUCCCUCCAGUGAAGGCAGGCAUACCAUCCUCCAUACAGAUGGGUGCCUUCAGGAAGAGUGUUUCCCUGCUGCAGCCAGGUCCAACUAGCACCCUCUGGUAAUGGGCUCCCCAGGUGCAGCUCCUCCUCCCCCCAGCAGUCUUCCUGCAGGGAGCAGAUGGCACAUGCAAUCUUUUUUCUUUUUCAUUAAUAUUUGAGGGAGAGUGACAAGAUUUUCUAAAAUGGUUGAACGGAGGUUCCUUUGGCAAGAGACAGAAGAUUUUUAAAAGGUAUAUUAUAUUUCUGGCUUGUUGUUACAGAAGAAUAAUAAAGAAUGUAUUUUCCUAUG